Lepus europaeus (European hare) is the source of this 1327-nucleotide messenger RNA. RefSeq names its product general transcription factor IIB (gene GTF2B). Gene Ontology annotation, molecular function: RNA polymerase II general transcription initiation factor activity; TBP-class protein binding. The transcript is spliced from 7 exons. Bases 94 to 1044 code for a protein of 316 amino acids. Gene Ontology annotation, biological process: transcription initiation at RNA polymerase II promoter; transcription preinitiation complex assembly. The record is from RefSeq and is a predicted model, not a curated record. Gene Ontology annotation, cellular component: transcription preinitiation complex; nucleus. Lineage: Eukaryota; Metazoa; Chordata; Mammalia; Lagomorpha; Leporidae.
AAAGCCCGUCUCGGGGCGUCUCGCCGCCACAGGCUCUUCCUGUUUCUGGCGUAGCAGUCGUCGCUCGGUGCUGGAACCGCAGCGGCCGUGAAGAUGGCGUCCACAAGCCGUUUGGAUGCUCUUCCAAGAGUCACUUGUCCAAACCAUCCAGAUGCAAUUUUAGUGGAGGACUACAGAGCUGGUGAUAUGAUCUGUCCUGAAUGUGGCCUGGUUGUAGGUGACCGGGUUAUUGAUGUGGGAUCUGAAUGGAGAACUUUCAGCAAUGACAAAGCAACAAAAGAUCCAUCUCGAGUUGGAGAUUCUCAGAAUCCUCUUCUGAGUGAUGGAGAUUUGUCUACCAUGAUUGGCAAGGGCACAGGAGCUGCAAGUUUUGAUGAGUUUGGCAAUUCUAAGUACCAAAAUCGGAGAGCGAUGAGUAGUUCUGAUCGGGCAAUGAUGAAUGCAUUCAAGGAAAUCACUACCAUGGCAGACAGAAUCAACCUCCCUCGAAAUAUAGUUGAUCGAACAAAUAAUUUAUUCAAGCAAGUGUAUGAACAGAAGAGCCUGAAGGGAAGAGCUAAUGAUGCCAUAGCUUCUGCUUGUCUCUAUAUUGCCUGUAGACAAGAAGGGGUUCCUAGGACAUUUAAAGAAAUAUGUGCUGUAUCACGAAUUUCUAAGAAAGAAAUUGGUCGAUGUUUUAAGCUCAUUUUGAAAGCUUUAGAAACCAGUGUGGAUUUGAUUACAACUGGGGACUUCAUGUCCAGAUUCUGUUCGAACCUUUGUCUUCCUAAACAAGUGCAGAUGGCAGCUACACAUAUAGCUCGUAAAGCUGUGGAACUGGACUUGGUUCCAGGGAGGAGCCCGAUUUCUGUGGCGGCAGCAGCUAUAUACAUGGCCUCACAGGCUUCAGCUGAGAAGAGGACCCAAAAAGAGAUUGGAGAUAUCGCUGGUGUUGCUGAUGUUACAAUCAGGCAGUCCUACAGAUUAAUCUAUCCUCGAGCCCCAGAUUUGUUUCCUACAGACUUCAAAUUUGACACCCCAGUGGACAAACUACCACAGCUAUAAGUUGAGGCUGCUAACGUCAAACUCUUACAUAAACAGAACUUUACCUAUUGUACAUUGCCCAUGCAAAGGGCUGGGCUGAGCCUUUAAGGAGGAAAAAGGACGUGGUACGCAUUCCAAGGCUAAAUAUUAUUGCUUGGCAUUCUGUAUGUAUAUACUAGUGAAACAUAUUUAAUGAUUUAAAUUUCUUAUUGAAUUUUCUUUCUUUUGUAGCAAUCUAGGAAACUGUAUUUUGGAAGAUAUUUGAAAUUAUGUAAUUCUGGAAUAAAACGUUUUUCAAAACUAA